AUGACAGAAAAUAAAGACGCAAACCAUCAAACAUAUCGUGAUUUAUUCCCAACUAGUACCUCAAUUAUAGAUUUUGCAUACUCAGAAUUCCAUCCUUUAAGAGUUGGCGAAUUUAGCAUAGCGCAUGGUGAUGAUUUCCAAUAUAAGGACUUUGAAAUUGAUCAUGGCUAUGAUAACAGGGAAAGUGGAAGUGAAGACGAAGAUCAUAGUUAUUCAUCUGAUGAGAUAAAUUGCAAAGCAAUGGCAUUGUUUGAUUUUAUACCUGAAAAUGACAACGAAGUAGCAUUGACAGAGGGUCAAAUCAUAUGGAUUUCUUAUAGACAUGGUCAAGGAUGGUUAGUAGCAGAAGAUUCUGAGAGUGGUGAGAAUGGGCUAGUACCAGAGGAAUAUGUGGAGAUUUUCUAUGACGACGAGGGGAUUGAAGAUGUACGAAAACACAAAGAAAUACUUGAUGAUAUACCGAAGCCUUUUUUACCAGAAAUACUACAAAAUUACAAUAUACACAAACCAGACGAAAGUGAAAGUGAAUGGGUAGAUACAGAUGACGAUGUCGAUACUGAAAAUAUCAACCAGACAAAGGGAGGCUUUAAUGACAAGAGGGUAAAUAAUGUACACGGUGUACAUCAAGAAGGACAAAGAAACGACCAAGCACAACGUAAUGCUUCUGCUUCUCAAGUUGACAAUAAAAAUCACAGGUUAGAAGAAAGUGUCCAAAAUUUGUCAUUAUCAUAG
Messenger RNA from Debaryomyces fabryi, 732 nucleotides. RefSeq names its product Nbp2p (gene NBP2). The transcript has a single exon. The record is from RefSeq and is a predicted model, not a curated record. Gene Ontology annotation, molecular function: protein binding. Lineage: Eukaryota; Fungi; Ascomycota; Pichiomycetes; Serinales; Debaryomycetaceae. Bases 1 to 732 code for a protein of 243 amino acids.